This is a messenger RNA of Exophiala aquamarina CBS 119918, 1623 nucleotides long. RefSeq lists its product as uncharacterized. The transcript is spliced from 4 exons. The coding region runs from base 1 to 1623 and encodes 540 amino acids. The record is from RefSeq and is a predicted model, not a curated record. Gene Ontology annotation, molecular function: oxidoreductase activity, acting on paired donors, with incorporation or reduction of molecular oxygen; iron ion binding; heme binding. NCBI's taxonomy places the organism in Eukaryota, Fungi, Ascomycota, Eurotiomycetes, Chaetothyriales, Herpotrichiellaceae.
AUGCUACUAGAAACGUUCGGUAUAUUCCAAACUACUGCGAUUAUCAUCGCCGGAUAUUGUAUCGCAGUCUCAAUCUAUCGCUUAACAUUACAUCCUCUGGCUAAGUACCCGGGGCCAUUGCUGGCAAGAGUUUCAGGGUGGCCUGAUGCUAUUUCAGCCAUCAAAGGCCGCAGGCAUAUUGACCACUAUCAACUACAUUGUAAAUAUGGUAGCGAUGUCGUGCGUUAUGCACCCAAUUGUCUGUCCUUUAAUACUGUCAAGGCAUUAAACGACAUCUACGGCAACAGAAACGCAAACUUGGUUAAAUCUGGGUGGACGGCGGCUUCUGAGUACAUCAAUCAACCCGCCAACUUGCACACAUAUUCAGAUAAACAGCAACAUGCGCAGAGGAAGAAGCUGCUUGCACACGCCUUUUCCGAGAGUGCUCUCCGGACUGCAGAAGAAUUUAUGCUGGAGAAGAUUCGUGCCUGGUGCGGCUAUCUAGACCAAGAAGGUAAUCACGAAGUUGACCGACUUGGAUGGAGCGAAGCAAAAGACAUGGGCCACUGGUCAAACUUACUGACACUCGAUAUUCUUGGAGAGCUCUGCUUCGGCGCGAGUUUCGGUGGAAUGGAAGCUGGCGACCAUAACGUUCUUGACAUGGUGAUCUUUAGCGCAAGGCUAAUCCAGAUGAUCGCAUAUCUCCCGAUCAAACUGCUGAUCUGGCCUAUCCUCAGAAGUCCGAGGCUUCUUUCCGCCAUCUCGGCAGAAACAUCUAAGCGUCGGUGGGCUCUACGUUUAAAGAUGCGUGAACUCAUCGAAAAACGAUACCAGAUGGAGCUCCAAACCGAAAAGGAAGGCACUACGACGCGAAAGGAUUUCUUCCACCAUCUACUUCGCGCGCAUGACCCUGAAACUGACGCUCGGAUAGAGCCAACAGAGCUUGUGGGUGAGGCAGUCUUACUUGUUGGCGCUGGGUCUGAUACUUCAUCCACGGCGAUUGCCUCGUGUCUCUUCUACCUUAUUCGAAAUCCAGAGGCACUUAAGAAACUCGGCCAAGAAGUUCGAGGAGGUUUCUGUGACGUCGAGGAAAUUCGCUCUGGAUCUAAACUCUCGUCACUGCUUUAUCUUCGAUCAUGUGUUAACGAAGCUAUGCGUAUGACACCUCCAGUUCCCGGAGUGCUGUCCAGGAAAAUCCUUCCUGGUGGAGCUGUAAUUGAUGGACAUCAACUUAACGCCGGCACGAUAGUGGGAGUACCGAUCUAUGCGAUCCACCAUCAAGAACGAUAUUUCCCCGAUUCAUUCUCCUUCUUACCAGAGCGAUGGAUUCUAGGUUCCAAGACACCACUCUUCGAUGUUACCGACGAAAGCCUUGCCCUGGGACGAUCUGCCUUUUGCCCAUUCAGUCUUGGUAGCAGACAAUGUAUUGGGAAAAAUAUGGCCUAUAUGGAGCUUUUAGUUAGUAUUGCAAGACUCAUAUGGCUAUUCGAUCUUCGUUUCUCCAGGACCGCUGUUACUGGAGGAGGCGACCCAAAAUUGGUGGAAGCUGGAAGGGACCGAACGAAUGAAUUUCAGUUGCAUGACUGGCUGGUUUCGGCUAAAAAAGGCCCCUUUGUCGAAUUCAGGAAGAGGCCUACAAUCUAA